AUGGUGAACCAGGUGUUUGCAGACCAACUAGGCAAAAAUGUUGAAGUGUACAUAGAUGACAUGAUAGUCAAGUCAUUAGAUUCAAUGGUGCAUAUUGAAGAUUUGGAGCAAACCUUUGAGAAAUUAAGGCGACAUAGCAUUCGGUUGAAUCCAGCAAAAUGUGCUUUCGGGGUCUUCGCGGGAAAGUUCUUGGGAUUUAUGCUAACUCACAGAGGUAUUGAAGCUAAUCCGGAUAAGUGCAGAGCCGUGCUAGAAAUGAAGGCCCCUACGAGUAAGAAAGAGAUACAGCAACUGACAGGAAGAUUAGCCUCCCUUACCAAGUUUCUACCCCGAUCUGUAGAAACGAUGUUACCAUUCUUUAAAUUACUCAGAAAGGAGGUGCGAUACGGGUGGACUGCGGAGUGUGAAGCUGCAUUCCAAGAGAUAAAAAGACAACUAGCUUCCCUACCAGUUUUAACAAAACCCGGAGAAAAAGAAACACUAAUAAUGUAUCUCUCUGUGGGUGAUGUUGCUAUCAGUUCAGUCCUAGUUCGGGAAAAUGAAGAAGGACAACAACCGAUUUACUUCGUAAGUCAGCUCUUACAAGGAGAAGAGCUCAGGUAUCAGAAGUUAGAAAAAGUGGCUUUUGCCUUGCUAAUUUCUGCUAGAAGACUCAGGGCAUAUUUCCAGGGACAUAAAAUCAUGGGCCGUAAAGCAAUUAAAUCCCAAGCACUGGCGGACUUUGUCAGGGAGCUCACUUCAAUCCAAAGUGAGAGCUCGAACAACCCGGAUACCUGGAACGUGUAUGUAGAUGGCUCCUCUAACUCAAAAGGGAGUGGAGCUGGGGUCAUCAUUGAGAACCCUGAAGGUGUGGCCAUUGAAUAUUCCAUGCAAUUGGAUUUUGAAACAUCAAACAACAAGGCAGAAUACGAAGCCUUCAUAGCUGGACUCUGGCAGGCUAAGGAACUCGGAGCACGAAGGGUACAAGUUCACAGCGAUUUUCAAUUGGUCACCUCUCAAAUUGUAGGGAGUUACCAAGCUAGGGAGCCAUUGCUGACAAAGUAUUUAGACUAUGCUAGGAAGUUAAUGUCAGAAUUUGAAAAGGUGGAUGUCAAUCACAUUCCAAGGAACGAAAACAGCAAGGCUGACAUAUUGUCCAAGCUAGCAAGUACCAAGGGAAGAGGAAAUCAUAGGACAGUGGUUGAGCAGAGUAUCCCAGAACCCGCCUGCGAAAUGCAGAUAGCAGAGGUAGAUGAUUGGCAUUUUAUCAUCAUCGAUUACCUAGAAAAAUGGGACGCUACCUCCGGGAAAGGAAGAAGCCAGGAAAUUAGUCAGAGACGCAACACUAUAUACCAUGGUGGAAGGGCAGCUGUACAAAAAAAGGAUUUAUUCACCUCUGCUGAAGUGCUUGAGCUCGGAUAUGGCACAAUACAUCCUAUCUAA
This is a messenger RNA of Gastrolobium bilobum, 1422 nucleotides long. RefSeq lists its product as uncharacterized. The record is from RefSeq and is a predicted model, not a curated record. Bases 1 to 1422 code for a protein of 473 amino acids. The transcript is spliced from 2 exons. NCBI's taxonomy places the organism in Eukaryota, Viridiplantae, Streptophyta, Magnoliopsida, Fabales, Fabaceae. Gene Ontology annotation, molecular function: nucleic acid binding; RNA-DNA hybrid ribonuclease activity.